AUGGGAGAAAUAUUGAUUAUAAGUGAAAUAUGUUCUCCUGAACAGCUAUGCGAGGAGACACUGGGCAACAGGAAGAAAACCAAGAAACUAUUUCCUUUCCUUAUUUCUAUAUCAACUGUCCCUUUAAUACAAUACUUUAUUUGCACAGGGGACUGCUGGCUGUUGGCUGCAAUUGCUUCUCUUACGCUGGAUCAGGACAUCUUGGAGAAGGUUGUUCCAGAGAACCAAAGCUUUGAGAAACAAUAUGCAGGAAUCUUCCACUUCCAGUUCUGGCAGUAUGGCGAGUGGGUGGACGUUGUUGUGGAUGACCGGCUGCCUACAAAAAAUGGGAACCUGGUCUUUGUACACUCAGCGGAGGGGGACGAGUUCUGGAGUGCUCUGCUGGAAAAGGCCUACGCUAAGCUGACUGGAUCCUAUGAAGCACUGACCGGAGGUUCCACAAUAGAAGGGUUUGAAGACUUCACUGGAGGUAUCGCUGAGCUGUAUGAUUUAAAGAAGGCCCCAGCUGAUUUGUACCAGAUUAUACAGAAAGCCCUGAAGGCAGAAUCAUUGCUUGGAUGUUCAAUUGAUAUUACAAAUGCCUAUGAGACAGAGGACAUCACAAGUAGGAAACUGGUGAAAGGACAUGCUUAUUCUGUGACUGGAGCAGAAGAGGUUGACUAUCGUGGCCGUAAAGUGAAGCUGAUCCGGCUGAGGAACCCGUGGGGUGAAGUUGAGUGGACAGGACCUUGGAGUGAUGAAGCUCCUGAGUGGAAUUCUGUUGACCCUAAGGUGAAAGCUGCCCUUGACAAACAGUCGGAUGACGGGGAAUUUUGGAUGUCCUUUACAGACUUUCUGCAAGAGUACUCACGGCUGGAGAUAUGCAACCUGAGCCCUGAUACCCUAACCAGCAAGGAGCAACAUAAGUGGGAAGUGACUUUGUUUAAUGGUUCCUGGACACGAGGAUCUACUGCAGGCGGCUGCCAGAACUACCCUAACACAUAUUGGACCAACCCUCAGUUUAGGCUUAAGCUGGAGGAACCUGAUGACGAUCACGAUGGCGCUGCUCAUGAACCGUGCUGCACUGUUAUUAUUGGUCUAAUGCAAAAGAAUCGCAGGAGACAGAAAAAGAUUGGAGAGGACCUGCUUACUAUUGGCUACUCACUGUAUCAGAUCCCUAAAGAGGUACGGCAUGAAUGAGGAUUUGCCAGGAGAACUUUUACAAACCGAUACGAAAAACACGAUCACCAAUUACAGAUUAUGAUAUAGUUUUUGUUUUAAAAAUAUACUUAAACGUUUCUACUUUA
Molecule: messenger RNA, 1286 nt
Organism: Bombina bombina (fire-bellied toad)
Lineage: Eukaryota; Metazoa; Chordata; Amphibia; Anura; Bombinatoridae
Product: calpain-8-like
Exons: 10
Coding region: 1-1179 (392 amino acids)
Biological process (GO): proteolysis
Cellular component (GO): cytoplasm
Molecular function (GO): calcium-dependent cysteine-type endopeptidase activity
Source: RefSeq, a predicted model, not a curated record